CCUCGAGAUCUGCCGUAUCAUGAAUAGCGACGUUGAUGAGUUGUCAACCUCAGAUGAGAUCCACCCCAGCACUUCCACAUUUGAUGGUUCGAGGUUCGCCACCCGAAACACUGGAGUAAAUGACCCUGAGCCGCAUAUCGCAAAUUGGCGACAACAAGUCAUCAGUUAUUCUGCACGUCAGACUGGGAGAUUAGCUGACAAGUUGGCUGCCUUUGGAUGUAUAGCCAUCAUAGCCAUGGCGAAGGCCACGGGCUGGGAUCCGUCACAGUGCAAAGCUGGAUUAUGGAUGACCGACAUGCCGAGAGAACUGUUAUGGUGCCGCGAUUGCCACCGUCAGGAGAAGGCUACAACUAGCAGUCCUUCAGACAUGACACCGACACCGUCAUGGUCGUGGGCUAAGAUACGAUCACCAGUCACCUGGCUCGAUGCCAACGAGCUCAAAUGGAAUGAUUAUACCCUGGAAGUUAUUAGAUGUAUCGAAAUGAGGAAGUUGGUUGUAAAGGGACACGUCUUGGACGUUCUCUGGGAUGGUUGGGCAAUGGUCCUAGCCAAGUCUCGUGAUGAGGCAAACAGAGCAGCGCGUGUGGCCUUGAGACCAGCUGCCAGACGGAGAAGUCGAUCACCCUCUAGCACACCCCAGACAGGUACCAAAUGUCAUCAAGGGGAACGAUUUCCUCCAUUGCCAAUAGAAGUGGUUUGGGACGAGCCCUUGCAGCCAAAGCGGCAAAGGAUGAGGUGUCUGGAAAUCCGAUCGAAUAUUGACCUUGGCCAAUCCUAUGGGAUCGUCCUCACAUGUGACGGCAGUAGUACGUCGAGGAGACUGGGUUACUUCAAGUUUCUGCACGAGGAGGUGGAUUGGCAUUGGCUUCACCAGAAGAGACGGAGACUGAUUGUCCUCAAUUAGAGACCCAUAAGUAGAUAGAGUCCGUGCCCAGACGAAAAUGCGAAUCUUGAGAUGCAAUGCACA
Molecule: messenger RNA, 967 nt
Organism: Colletotrichum godetiae
Lineage: Eukaryota; Fungi; Ascomycota; Sordariomycetes; Glomerellales; Glomerellaceae
Exons: 2
Coding region: 236-904 (222 amino acids)
Source: RefSeq, a predicted model, not a curated record